AUGAAAUUCACUUCCAAGCUAACACGUAAAAAAAAAAAAGUUUAGCUGAGUGAAGUGUCCUAAGGGAGAAUAUUGGAAAAUGGGGAUUCAGGAAAUUGGCAGCUAUGAAGCACCACUACCCCUUCUCUCACUGAAUCAUGUUUCCAUAUUGUGCAGAUCAGUGUUGGAUUCUAUGAGGUUCUAUGAAGAAAUCUUGGGUUUUGGUCUCAUCAAACGCCCCUCCUCUUUCAAAUUCAAUGGAGCAUGGUUGUAUAAUUAUGGUUUUGGAAUACACCUGCUUGAGAAUCCAAAUUAUGAUGAAUUUGAUACCCCUAUGAGUGAAUCACGACCCAUUAAUCCCAAGGACAACCAUAUUUCAUUCCAAUGUACAGAUGUUGGGCUAGUGAAAAUGAGGUUGGAAGAUAUGGGGAUGAAGUAUGUUACGGCUUUGGUAGAGGAUGAAGGAAUCAAGGUGGAGCAGGUGUUCUUCCAUGACCCUGAUGGAUACAUGAUAGAGCUUUGCAACUGUGAGAAUAUCCCAAUAGUUCCCAUCUCUUCUGCUUCCGGCUCUUUCAAGGCACGAGGCCAGAGCUUUAAGAAGACUGUUUCUAACAAGUGUGGAUUCAUGGAAAAUGUUAUGAUGCGAAGCUUGAGCAAGGAUAUGAUGAACUUUGCAUUUUAAGUUAUCCAUAUUAAUGUUGAAAUAUGGUGGUGAAUAACUUCAACUUCCUUUUUUGGUCUGUAAGAUCAGAAAAGUGUUUGUUCUUCAAAACAAGUAAAAGGUGCAGAGCAUUGUUGUUAAUUUAUGUAUUCAAAACUAUCAAAAACUAUGUUGUAUAUCGUGUGUUUGAAAUAAUAAAAUUGUGAAACUUGUUGUAUGAUACAACUUGUAACAAAUUUUUAACA
Messenger RNA from Medicago truncatula (barrel medic), 885 nucleotides. Its product is annotated as metallothiol transferase FosB. The coding region runs from base 80 to 661 and encodes 193 amino acids. The transcript is spliced from 3 exons. NCBI's taxonomy places the organism in Eukaryota, Viridiplantae, Streptophyta, Magnoliopsida, Fabales, Fabaceae. The record is from RefSeq and is a predicted model, not a curated record.